Colletotrichum destructivum is the source of this 1032-nucleotide messenger RNA. RefSeq names its product Putative aldolase-type TIM barrel. Bases 1 to 1032 code for a protein of 343 amino acids. Lineage: Eukaryota; Fungi; Ascomycota; Sordariomycetes; Glomerellales; Glomerellaceae. Gene Ontology annotation, molecular function: 4-hydroxy-tetrahydrodipicolinate synthase activity. The record is from RefSeq and is a predicted model, not a curated record. The transcript has a single exon.
AUGUCUCCUUCAGCCAUCGGCAACUCUCACCACCACAACGGGAACGGCGCGAGCCAUGCCUCACGACCGGCUCUGGCCCCGGGCCUCUACGUCCCGACGGUGGCCUUCUUCCGCGACGACGACUCAGUAGACGUCGAGACGACCACCUCCCACGCGGUCCGUCUCGCCGCAGCCGGCGUCGCCGGCCUCGUCACCCACGGCUCCAACGGCGAAGCCGUCCACCUCGACCACGCUGAACGACAACUCAUCAACCGGACCACGCGAGCGGCCCUCGACGCGGCCGGGAAGGCCGACCUCCCCCUGAUCGUCGGCUGCGGCGCCCAGUCGACGAGAGAGACCGUCCAGCUCUGCCGCGAAGCCGCCUCGUCGGGCGGCGACUACGCCCUCGUCCUGCCGCCGGCCUACUACGGCGGCCUCCUCACCACCGACCACAUCCUGCAGCACUUCCGCGAGGUCGCCGACGCAAGCCCCGUCCCCGUCCUCAUCUACAACUACCCGGGCGCCUGCAGCGGCCUGGACCUCAACUCGGACACCAUCGUCGCCCUGUCGAGGCACCCUAACAUCGUCGGCGUGAAGCUGACGUGUGGGAACACGGGCAAGCUGGCCCGGAUAGCCGCCGCCACGACUGCCCCGAAGAAGAGUAGCGGCGACGCCGAAGCCGGCACAACCGCCGCCGCCCCGUUCCGGACGUUCGGUGGCAGCGUCGACUUCACGCUGCAGACGCUGGUCGUCGGCGGCCAUGGCAUCAUCGGCGGGACGGGCAACAUCGCGCCCCGGGCGUGCGUGCGGCUCAUGACCCUCUGGGACGAGGGGAAGCUGGCGGAGGCGAGGGAGCUGCAGGCCGUCGUGGCACGGGGUGACUGGACGGCCAUCCAGGGCGGCUUUGUCUCGGUCAAGGCGGCGCUGCAGGAGUACUACUCGUACGGGGGGCUCCCCCGGAGACCAUGCGCGCUGCUGGAGGGGGAGCGGCUCACGAAGCAGCUUGACGGCUUCGCCGAGCUGGUUGCGGUGGAGAGAGCGUUGGAGAAGUAG